CUAUGACGAAUGCAAGGCCUACUUAGAGAGCCAGCCACUGAUGGGAGGCAUUGAGCUCCUGGCCCCCAACGUGCAAAUGGUCAUCAGGCAAUUCGAUGCCAUGGUUAGCUUGGUCAUCUCCUCCUGCCUCGGGACCCUGACCAUGACUGCCCAGGACAGGGCCCAAGUGGUGGAGUUCUGGAUCCGGGUGGCCAAGGAGUGUCUGGCCCUCAAGAACUUCGCUGCCCUCCGUGCCAUUCUCGUGGGCCUGCGGAGCCGUGCCAUACUUCGCCUGGGAAGCACCUGGAGACGUGUUUCCUGGAAGAGCUCCAGGAUCUAUAAAAAGCUUCAAAAGACGGACGAGAAGGCUAACAGAGAGUGGCUCCUCGAGGAGGUGAGGGCCAUCGUGAAGCAACAGCUGUGUGUCCCCAGCAGAUCCCAGAAUAGGAAGAAGCAGGGCGUGGUCCCGUUUCUCGGAUUAUUUCUGCGUGAUGUGCCCGUAGACCAACUCCCGGAAUAUAAUGAGGACGGUGACGGGAUGAGAGAGAGACAGUUGAAUGCCAAGUCACAGAAGGUCACUACCCUCCGACUGGAGAUCAUGCUCCAUAAGCGCUUGGCUGGGCUGUACGACCUGGAGCCCGAGGAGCGCUUCGUGUCCUUUUUCCAGGCCGUGGAGCCCCUGGAUGAGGAGGAGAGCUACAGCCUGUCCUGCCAGCUGGAGCCCCCAGGCCAGGAGGCCCGCAGAAAGGGAGUGUUACCGGCCUCCGGGUGGUGCAAUAUGUUAACUUACUGGCCAGGGCCAGCUGCUGUCAUCGGGCCCUCGGCCCUGCUCGUGUCCUGGCUGCAUGCAGAGGAGAGCUUCUUCUCCUUUGGGCCGGCGGCACCUGGUACCCCAGGACCCUAGUCUGCUUGCUGCCCCUCUUCCUCCCGCUGCUCAUCCUGAGCCUCUGCUGCGGCAGGUGCUCUGGCACCUCCUCCGUCGGCAGACUCGAGCAGCUCCCCAGACUACCUCUGCAUCCUCAAGGACCCGUAUGCAUGUAGCUGCGGCCAACCUGGCUGCUUUCCUGCUGUGUCGUCCUCCUGCUCGUUACCCGCUGGACAGAGGCAAGCAGCCCCACCGUGUGGAGGAUGUUCCCCUUUGUGCAGGUGGCCUCCCGCCAUGACGCCAACUCCUGCCUGGGCACCGUCAGCCACCGAGUCAUAGCCACAGGGUUGCAGGAAGAGCUGGGGGCCGUCCUCCCCAGGCCUGGCCUUUCCCGGGAUGGACAUGGACACGGCACAGGGCUGCAUGGGACCGUGGCCCCCUGGGUGCCCAGCAGAGGCAUCUGAGAACGCAGGGGUGGCCACAGGGGUGGCCGGCUGUCACAGCGUCCUGGGGCUUGCUUAUAGGGGAGCCGCCUGUGCAACUCCCUCCCCUCAUCCCUGAGAAAUAGCCUCCCCAGGCGCAGUGUGGUCUGGGUGUUGUCUCUGAUGUUAAUGAUUCCUGGGGGUUCGGGUCAUCCCUCUGCAGAAUGUAAUAAAUGAUGAACGG
Messenger RNA from Manis pentadactyla (Chinese pangolin), 1510 nucleotides. RefSeq names its product ral guanine nucleotide dissociation stimulator-like. Gene Ontology annotation, molecular function: guanyl-nucleotide exchange factor activity. Bases 41 to 883 code for a protein of 280 amino acids. The transcript is spliced from 9 exons. Gene Ontology annotation, cellular component: plasma membrane. The record is from RefSeq and is a predicted model, not a curated record. Lineage: Eukaryota; Metazoa; Chordata; Mammalia; Pholidota; Manidae. Gene Ontology annotation, biological process: positive regulation of GTPase activity; Ras protein signal transduction.